AUGGCGUCAAGCCAGAAUAACGAACUGUCUGACAGACAGGAAGACACGUCAGGGCGGAGCGAUCUUACGGAACUCGCACUUGAGCGCUUGAGGCUGGAAAUAGAGUUGGAAAAGGAAAAGUCACGCCGGAUUGAACUAGAAAUAUCGCGAGCGAACAGUGAAAAGUCGUCCAGAAGCUCGUCGCCCCCACCAGCAUCUCGAGAAGACACCCUCGAGCGCUAUGCAAAGAAGCUAAGGAGCGUACUCCUGCCAUUGCCUGCCGAUUUAGAAGUGCCGGUAUGGUUCGAAGGGAUAGAGGGCAUCUUUCGAUCGUAUAAAGUCCCGACUGAAAUUCAAAGCCACCUCGUGCUUCCUCUAGUCACCAAACGGGUAAAACAUCUGUAUUCUAAACUGACGACAGAUGAGCUUGACAAAUACGACGCGGUGAAGGACGCAGUGUUGAAGGAACUUAGGCUAGCGCCGGCAGAGUACAGGAAGCAGUUCCUGACCGCGGUCAAAUCAAAAGACGAGGGGUGGUCCCAUUUUGCCUCACGGAUGAAAAGCUACCUUAUAUAUUACGCGAAGGCGCGUGAUGUGGACAACUUUGACGACCUGGUUGAAUUAUUGGCGGCCGACCAACUCAAAACCGUCAUUAGUCCCGCGGCCUGCGAAUACAUAAAAAUCCAGGAGGGUAGCGGCUGGGCAAAAACGUCGGAAAUUGCGGAAAUGAUGGACGCAUUUGAGGAGGCUAGAGGCAUCGGCUCAGCAGGUAGGGAGCGUUUGUCGCAAACCGGGAAUUCCUACCGACCUCUGCAACGGGCCGAGAGAACGGGAAACGCAGCCACGAAAGACACGCGAGGAAAGAUACUGAAGGGACAGGACGGUCGGGGUCAGAGUCGCGUUAAGUGCUUCGUAUGUAGCGGCCCACACUUCGCGCGAGAUUGCACGCUGAGGCAGAAACAGACCGGUGGAAGGCACGUGCAGGCAUCAAUAAACGCCACCACAAUGAUACCAGCGGAUCAAGACCGCACUCCUACAACGGCCGACACGGCGAACAGCACACUUGAGUGUAGAGCUAAUUGCGCGACAACAAAGGGAAUAGCGCAGGUAUCCGCGUUACAAGUCGUGGAGUUACGUAGCGGUCCCACAACAAUACAGGCUAUUGUAGAUACCGGGGCAGAAGUGACAGUUAUGCGACCCAGUUUGUUUCCCGAAGAAUCCGCAGAGGCGACCGGCACUGUAACACUAGUGUCUGCCUUCGGGCAAAAAGUAAAGGCGAAAUUGGGAACACUCUCCCUUAGUCUGGCUGGGGACGGAGAGGAAAGAGGGGCAGAUAAGUCGGCAUACGUAUUGUGCGCGUUCACCGAAGAAUUGGCGGAGGGCACAGACUGUCUCCUCGCAGGAGAAGCAUUUGAGAUUCUAACAUCGGGGACACCGCCCAGCGAGGUAAAAGAAUCCACGAUAGACGCACAUCCCGCGGGCAAUGCGGAGAGUGGCGCGUGUUUUGAGGUAGAAAUUGAUGACGCGGAGAGUGACGAAACAAGUCAGGUAGCCAUGGAAGCGACAAGUUUGCAAGCACGCACCAUAGAGAACACGGAGUUCAGGUUAGCACAGCGUAGUGAUCCUAGCCUCACAGAAUUUUGGCGCCGCGCAAAGAGUAGGACGCACGGUCUGCUAGUUGUAGAUGGUACCUUGUACCAUGAAGACAAAAUACAGGGGCGGACAGUUCGACAACUAGUGCUGCCGGAGGGCAGACGCGAGGAGGUUCUUAGACUGGCUCAUGACUCUCCUUGGGGAGGUCAUUUGGGGUUAAGGAAGACACUAGCACGAAUCAAGGCCAACUUUUAUUGGCCCGGCAUUGAGAGUGACGUGAAGGGGUACUGCCGGUCUUGUCACGGCUGUCAGCAGAUUUCUGACAAGAGAGCCACAGAUAGGAUCCCAAUCACACCUCUCACGCGUCCCGCAUAUCCAUUCCAGGCCGUGAAUGUAGACAUAAUCGGGCCCCUCGAUCCAAAAUCGGCACGCGGACACCGGUAUGCACUUUGCAUGACGGAUCUCCACACCAGGUGGCCAGAAGUGGUGUGUUUGCGCACCUUUACGGCACGAAAGACUUGUGACGCGUUGCUACAGAUCUUCGCGCGGACGGGGGUGCCGGAGGUGAUAUGCAGUGACAACGGGAGCAACUUUAGCGCGUCCCUCACAAAGGAAUUUCUUCAAAGGAUAGGUUGCGCACCCCGUUUUUCUACGGUGGAACACCCGGAAAGCAACGGCGCCGUGGAGCGUUGGAAUCGCGUGUUGAAGAGAAUGCUGUUUCACGUGGUACAGCGCGAUCCUCGUAAUUGGGAUCAACACGUCCCAUUCCUCCUCUGGGCGUACCGUGAAGUACCGCACGACACCACGGGGGUGUCACCCUUUGAGCUCCUGUAUGGUCGUAAGCCGGUUGGCCCCCUGUCAAUUUUAAAAAACACGUGGUCGGGCGAGGUAGAUAUCCCCAAUACGCUGAGAGAAACGCCGGCCAAGUACAUGCAACACCUCAGGGACCAACUACGGCUGGUAGCGGACGUUGCAGGGCUCACUGCAGUGGAGAAUCAAAAGACGUACGCCAACCAGUACAACAAGCGGGCAAAGCCGAAAAGUUUCGAUCCCGGGGAUCAGGUGUUAUUGUUUGAUUCAGACCGACCCGGAAAACUGUUCCCGAAGUGGAACGGACCCUACACGGUCGUAGCCAAGUAUAGGCAAAAUUCCUACGUCGUACUCGGAAGCGACGGGAAACGGAGAACUGUACACGGAAACCAGCUCCGAGAAUACCACGCACGGAUAGGACAUGUAGGUGUCGUAUUUCAGGGGGAUGAAGAGUUCGGGACGAUAGAGCACGCGCCCAUAGCGCAGGACAACGCGACAGAGGGUCUCCCGAAAGCCGCGACGCAACAUCUCAGUGCAGAACAAGAGCGACAAAUUUGCGAUGUAUUCGGGUCGUUCCCAGGGGUGUUCCAGGUGACCCCAGGUGUAGCUAGGGUCGGGGAGCACACGAUAACCCUAAAAGAAGGGCACGCGCCGAAAAAGCCGUACCCGUAUCGCGUGCCGGAGAUGCUGCGCCCGGAAGUAGAAAAACAGGUGAAGGGACUCCUGGAGCAAGGUCUGAUCUAUCCCACAAACAGCCCUUACGCCCACCCCGUAGUUUGCGUAGCCAAAAAAGACGGCUCGAUAAGGCUAUGCGUCGACUACCGCCACCUGAACAACGGAACGGUUGAUGACGCGUUCCCUAUGGCUCAGCAACAAGAACUUAUAUUCAGGGUCGGUAGAGCCAAAUAUAUAACGCUCAUAGAUCUCAAGCGGGGAUAUUGGCAGAUACCUAUGGCGCCGGGUAGUGAGGAAAUGACAGCCUUCGUGACUCAUUUGGGUCAGUUUGCGUGGAGAGUGAUGCCCUUUGGGCUAAAGAAUGCCGCGGCAACAUUUCAAAGGGUGAUGAACUCACUGUUAACGCCGCACCAGAAUUACGCAUGCGCGUACUUAGACGACAUAGCUGUGUUUUCAGCGUCGUGGACAGAACACCUGGAGCACCUUCAAGUAACGCUCAGUGUGCUAGAGGCAGCGGGUUUAACAGCCAACCUGGAGAAAUGUCAGGUAGCUCGCGCGAACAUCAGGUACUUAGGACAUGUGGUCGGUUCAGGUAUGCACGCGCCGGACCCAGACAAAAUCCAGGCAAUCAAGCAACUGAAACGACCGGAGUCGAAACGUGAGCUUCGCAGUGCACUAGGAUUAUGCGGAUACUACCGAAGUUACGUGCCCGGUUAUGCCGAGAUAGCCGAACCGUUAACUAGGCUCACCGGGAAGAAGAUUCCUAACCGCAUCCCGUGGUCGGAGGAAGCCGAGCGGGCUUUCCAGAUUCUGAAAGAGCGGCUCUGUGACGCUGCCGCGCUGACAACACCUUCGCCCAGUAAACCAUACUGGCUAUUCACUGACGCAUCGGCUAAGGCCGCGGGCGCAUGUCUUGCUCAGAUGGGGGACGACGGCAAUGAACGACCGAUCGCUUUCGCCAGUCACCGUUUCACGGAGACUCAGACAAAGUGGGCAACCAUUGAACGCGAAGCUUUCGCUGUUAUUUGGGCGCUAAGAAAAUUUGAUCAUUGGCUUUUCGGAGCGCAAGUGCAGGUCGUGUCAGAUCACAACCCCCUGGCGUAUCUAACGACGACGACGCCCCACGGAGCUAAGCUCACCCGUUGGGCAUUGGCGCUUCAACGGUACAACGUAACCGUAAUACAUAGGAAGGGGAGCAAACACGCGAAUGCAGACGCGUUGUCAAGGUUAGUGUGA
Messenger RNA from Ornithodoros turicata, 4293 nucleotides. RefSeq lists its product as uncharacterized. Lineage: Eukaryota; Metazoa; Arthropoda; Arachnida; Ixodida; Argasidae. The coding region runs from base 1 to 4293 and encodes 1430 amino acids. The transcript has a single exon. Gene Ontology annotation, molecular function: aspartic-type endopeptidase activity; nucleic acid binding. The record is from RefSeq and is a predicted model, not a curated record. Gene Ontology annotation, biological process: proteolysis; DNA integration.